Pseudo-nitzschia multistriata is the source of this 3081-nucleotide messenger RNA. The record is from the annotation of a GenBank genome assembly. NCBI's taxonomy places the organism in Eukaryota, Bacillariophyta, Bacillariophyceae, Bacillariales, Bacillariaceae.
CGUAGUACUAUGAGGGUGUUACCUUUUAAAAGUGAGCCAGAUUGACUUCUUUKGUGUGUCGAUUCCUCUGGCUUUUCUGCAUAGUCGCUCAAAAGUAGCUUCAAAUUCAGGUCGAUGAUUUGCUCCUCUGAAAGUGAAAAAAAGGCACCUGCAGCUGGUGUGCUACAAGUGCCGUCUUCGUAAUCACGUUCAGCGUGUCUGGUCCACGAGUACAUCUCUUUUAAUGCGCGCCUUUUCCGACUCCCGUAUCGAACGAGAGGAUCUGGAAAAUUCACCAACCUACGGCGAUGUGUUGAUCUAUGCGUCUUUGAUGUCACUGAUUUUGAUGAGAUUAGUUCCGUGCGUUUCACUGCAAUCUUUUCAAGAUGAAACGUGGCACCCUUCUUCAGACCGACAUUUACGGGAACCUCGCGGAAAGCUCGACACUUUUCUUUUUCACUUUGGUACGUGCUAGGUGGAGUAUUAGUAAGUAACGAAUUAACGGUGAUUCUUGAAUCUCGGCGAGACUCCUGAAACGUUGUCUCACUAUGGUCAUCACUAUCUCUCCCCAAGCUGAUUCGAUCGCCGUAGUUUUCGCCAUUGUCAUUGUCAUCGUCAUUGCUAUUGUUGUAGUCAGGACUGGGAUACGUUAACCUUGGACUUAUCGGAGAUUGCGAUGCGAUGAACAAAUCUUUCGGAGUUGACGAUAAAGAUGGAGAAAUCGAAAGUCUUCCCAAAUUCUCUGAAAGCUCGUGUUCGUUAUCGUCGUGUCUUCGGCGUCGAAGGUCUGCCCCACGCUUUCCACUUGUCGUCGCUUCCCGCUUCUUGCUGCAAUUUUCGGAUAUUUUGUUCCCUUCUGGGGUCAGACAAGGUGAAUUGCGGUCAUCAUGACGGUACGACUCCUCAGCAGCUGCUUGUCGAACGAUCUCCAUUGAACAAUCUGAAGCAUUGUCACUGUCCUUGUUAUUUGAGGGAACUGCGACAUCAUUGGCAACAAUUGCAGAAGAAGGUUCGAUAUUAUGAUCCAAAUCCAUGUUCUGAUCGCCGUGAUUGUUCGUUUUUCCACUCAAGGUUACUGAAUCUUCCAUUGACAACAAUAGCUCAGAUUUCUCACAAAUAGUUUGCGAUUCAUUCUGCUGUACAGCACUGUGUUCUUCGCCAUUUUCUGCCACAAAAGAUCGAGUCAAGUCUACAGCUGAAUUAUUAUUAUGCGGUUCAAUUGGGCACGGUGAAAAUGAAGGCGAUAUCGAUUCAUCCAGAAUACGGCUAUUUUCGGCUGGACUUCUGAAGCUCGUGUCACAGGCAAAUGAUGGGUCCGCAGUCCUACUCGACCCACCGUUAUCCGAUUUCGAUACUUUGAGGCGAUUCAAUAAUUUCAUCACUUUUUGCUGUUCUUUCUCUUUMUCUUCAACAGUCAUUUUUCUAUAAUCCCGCAACUUUUCGGGAAAUUUCGACUCGAACUUCGAUAUCGCGGUUUUUACGUAAAGUUGAUAAUGUGCUAGAUAUUCAUCUCGUCGAGGCCGGUUGCGUUCUUGAUCCAUUUUCCCCCUAGGUGUCUCGAUGACUCCCUCUUUGUUUUGAUCAUACGAGUGACAGUUGAUCGACUUCGUUGAUAACAUGCUUGUUGACAAGAUGCUCUUCUCUUUAACAGGUGUAUUGUCACACGAAAGAAGGCUCAGGCUCACAUCACUAUUCAACGUGUCACGUCUCGAACCUUUCCCUUGCCUUCUCAGGGACGAGAGAACAAAUGAUGACUCAUCAAAUGUGACACUUUUUCGACGUUUUGAGCGGACCACAGUAUCCUUCGCUUUAUUCAGAUUAUUGUUGCCACUGCUUUUAUUGUGGCUUUGACUACUGUUGUAUAUCUCGUUCUGGUCAAAAACCGUGCUUUCAUCUCCCCCGAAAAUAGUUAUAGAUCCAUCGUUCUCGUCAGUAGCCUCGCUCCCAACGAUAUCCACUAAAGUAGGCAUUGUAUUCUUCUAAUUUGUUGGCAGUACGCUUUGGUGUUCCCGAUCAGAAAAGCUAUGGUCUUCCAUCCUAAUACGUGGGAUCAUGGUCCAUUUUUCGAAUUUUGAAUUGUUCCGUUGAAGCAGGGAUUAUUUUGAUGGGAACAUGGCACGCCAGUCGGACAUAACGGAAACUUAGUCGAUUGAAUCGAAUUGAAAAAUUGGCUAACUCCAAUUGAUUCAUUCGACCCAAAUUUGUUGCCAACAAACAAUCGAGCUUUCACGCGUUGGACUAAACUACAGCAGCUGCACCGUACCGUACGAUAAAUUUUCUGCAACGACCAUCAACAAGAAUACUACGCAUACACAUCAAGGCAAUAACAACAACAGUAUCAACGAUCGGUACUCGAUAUAUCUUUGGUGUGCAGAAUAUUGCAACCUCCUUCUCAGUCGCAUCAAUAGAAAUGGGUUUUUCAACAUUAUUCGUCGGCGGCGGUCUCGGAUUUGCGGCUCAAUGUACCAGUAACGCAAUCCAGAAGAUCCCUAUUUCUCGUCGUACGUGAUUUUGUUUUGUUUUGUUCUGUUUUGUUGGUAAUCGGAGUGUUCAUCUCAACUAUGUUGUUCUGACGCUUCUUUCUCAUCUUUUUUGUUUUAUUUCGCUUCAUAAUUUCAUUUCAAAAAACGAUUCCGCCACGCGAUUCUUCAGAACCAUGGAUGCACGUACUUUGUACAUUCGGUGGUGCAUGGGCAGCUACAAAGUGGGUUGAUGCAAAGCAUGCGCUGCUGGCUGAUGUAAACGAAUUGCGUGCCUACAAGGGACUUCCACCAAUGGUUGGAUCCAAAAACUAUAUGCCAUUUGUACCGCCAGUCGAAGAGAGCAAAGAGUAAUUUGAGUUGUUUCGCAAAACUUCCGCAUGUAGGCUACCGAAUUGUAUUCUAAGAAAAUUUGUGGUCGACGACACUAACAAAUCCAAUAGAAAAUUUUUAUGCUUUUCGCUUGAGUCGUCACUGCUAUUGAGACGCCAUUCGAAUGAAUAAAAUUGAACAUUAUAAUAAUAAAAUAAUGUGUAGGAAUAUCGCCGCAGCCAACCCUUUUCGAAAACAUUCGACUUUGUGCAUAUGAUGUAUUAUCUCUCAAUAAUCAUUCUCUGUUUUG